ACAAAGAAGAAUUUCCGGUUUAGUGCCUGCUUUAUGCAAAAAAAAGAGGCAGCCGAUUUUUGCCACUGGGGACUGAGUUCAGCAUGCUGGUCUGAGGGUCAACAGGCUUAGCCAUGACGUGCUCCAUUCAGGGCAGAGGAAUUGCUUACCAUGGGGAAGAGCCUUUCUGCGAGAACAUGAUGAAGAUAAACUAAACACACCUUCCUGGAGCCAUGGAGAACGGGACAACCACAGAGGCUCCAAGCAGCGUCAGUAACAGCACAGCAACCCCUAUUUCAACCACAGCCCAGCCAAAUUUCAUUGAAAGUCUUCUUAACAAAAUUCCGUUGCCAAGAUGGGCUCUUAUCGCUAUUGUUGUCGCAGUUGGCCUAGUUCUUCUACUCUUACUCGUCUGCAUCAUCAGAUGCUGUUGCUGCAGGAAGAAACGCAAGAAGAAGGAAAAAGUCAACUUGAGGAGCCUCAACGGCACUUCCACCACCACCAGUUUGGUCCAGCCUGAUACAGAAGACAUUGAGUGUGGACUGGCGGAUGAGAAACGAGGGCGUCUGCAAUACUCCCUGGAAUAUGACUUCCGUAAUCAAGAGAUGAAGGUUGCUGUGAAGCAAGCAGCUGACCUGAAGGCCAUGGACAGUGGAGGCACUUCUGAUCCCUAUGUGAUUGUCUACCUUACAUCUGAUAUAAGGAAGAAGUAUGAAACAAAAGUUCACCGCAAGACACUCAGCCCUGUUUUCAAUGAGUCCUUUGUUUUCCAGAUACCCCAGGCAGACGUCACCGAGACCAUGCUUGUGAUGCAGGUAUAUGAUUUCAACCGCUUUUCCAAACAUGACAUCAUUGGAGAGAUGCGGCUGCCUCUUGGGGAUGUUGACUUGCAUCAUGUCAUGGAACAAUGGCACGAACUCAGUGCAGCAAGCAAGAUUGAGCAAGAACGCCUUGGAGAGAUUUGCUUUUCACUCCGAUAUGUACCCAGCACCAGCAAAUUAACAGUAGUCAUUAUAGAAGCCAAGAAGCUCAAGCGGAUGAAUUCACAGGGACUAUCAGAUCCUUAUGUCAAAGUGCAACUGAUUCUGAACAAAAAGAAAUGGAAGAGAAAGAAGACGAGUGUAAAGAAAAAUACAUUAAGUCCCUACUUCAAUGAAGCAUUUGUUUUUGAAGUGCCCUUCAGCUUGAUCCAGAAUGUAGACCUGGUGAUUUCCAUUUGGCACCAUGACAAAGUGACCAAAGAUGAACAGAUUGGGAAGCUGUUCCUCAGCUGCCGAGCUACAGGCAACCAGCUACGUCAUUGGUCUGACAUGUUGGCCAAUCCCCGUAGGCCUAUGGCACAGUGGCACAGCCUACAGCCUGCGGAAGAGAUGGAUAAAACUCUGGGCCUGAAGACACGGUUCAAACUGCCAUUACCCAACAGCUAAAAACCCUUGGAGAGGUGCCUCCUAGUCCUCCCCAUUUAGAAGGGAACUCUUUUCUGCUCUUGAAUGGAAGGUCAAGUUCAAAAUGAGAACUGUUGAUAAUUCAAGUUGCUAUGCAAUGUGAGGAUCAAUUAGAGAUGGGGCAAGAAGUAAUCCAAGCAAAAGAAUUAAAUAUCUCACUGAGUCUCAGAGGCCUUAAAGAAUAGUUACCUCAGGAAUUCAAAUGGUCCAGGAUUAUAUGUGUCUGCAAUCUGCCAUUAUGGAAUGAACUUGUCACACCAUCUUAAGCAACAGAAGUGCACAAAAUCAGAGUCAAGAUGUUCUGCAAGAUUGCAUCUGAAUGGUUAAUAUGAUUUAGGGAAGGCAACAAAUGAUCCUCAGCAGAGCAACUUUCCCACCCAACCCAGACAGAAGAGAAGCAUCUGGAAAUAAACAUAAUGACAGCCGUGCUCAAUGUCUUCUGUUAAUAUUUUAAAUGAAUUAUCUUUGGGCUAAAAAGGCAAUACAGUAAUUAAGAACAAUGUGCUAGUAAGAUUUUUAAAAGUACAACCAUUUUUCAACAUUACUUCUACCAAUUUUGAGUUGAUUUCAGACAUUUUUCAGAUGGGACAAACAUAGUAAAGAAUGUCUAUGAGAAACAUAAAUAACAUUGUUAAUCCGUUGUUCUCCAGCGAUCAAAAGGAAAUAGUGCCUCCAAAUUUUACAGGAAAGCUUGCACCUCUUAGUCCAGUGAAGGUGCUUCUCGAUGGAACAUUUUUGGGGUGUAUCCAUAAAUGAUGUAGGAUCUGGGCCAGUUCUACAUAUAUAGGUUCUAGUUUAACCAGAAGACCAUAAACACAGAGGCAGGGCCACAGCAAUGAACUAGGAGGAUCCCUUCUGCAAAAUUGAAUGUAA
Messenger RNA from Pogona vitticeps (central bearded dragon), 2297 nucleotides. It is a transcript of the gene SYT8, whose product is annotated as synaptotagmin 8. Gene Ontology annotation, molecular function: calcium-dependent phospholipid binding; calcium ion binding; phosphatidylserine binding. The record is from RefSeq and is a predicted model, not a curated record. Gene Ontology annotation, biological process: calcium ion-regulated exocytosis of neurotransmitter; synaptic vesicle endocytosis. Gene Ontology annotation, cellular component: synaptic vesicle membrane; dense core granule; plasma membrane. NCBI's taxonomy places the organism in Eukaryota, Metazoa, Chordata, Lepidosauria, Squamata, Agamidae.